ACCAAAAACCUGAAAACAUAACCACCAUUACCUCUUCAAGCAAUUUAUAUCAAAAAUCCCCUCUCUUCUCAAUAUUUGAUCCAUUUGGAAAUGGCUUCAUAUGCUCAAGAAAAACCAGUAGCUACGGGUGUUCCCGUAGAGGUUCCCAUGGUCCCUUGGUCUACUGGCCUUUGCGGUUGUUUUGAUGACUGUAGCAACUGUUGCAUGACAUGUUGGUGCCCAUGCAUUACAUUUGGUCAGACAUCCGAGAUCAUUGAUAGAGGGUCCUCGUCUUGUGGAACGAACGGGGCACUUUACGCGCUAAUUGGAGUUUUGACAGGUUGUUCUUGGAUAUACUCAUGCACGUAUCGUACAAAAUUCAGACAACUAUACAACCUAGAAGGCAGUGGCUGUACUGAUUGCCUAACUCAUUUUUGCUGCACAUCUUGUGCCUUGUGCCAAGAAUAUAGAGAACUCAAGAACAAGGGUUUUGACGUGCCGUUAGGAUGGCAAGGUAACGUGGCAAGGGGCACAGGGGACGUGGUUACUGCUCCACCUCCCGCAUAUGGAGCUAUGAACAGAUAAUGCCAUGAUGGAUAAAAAACACAAAGCUUGUCUGAAUUAAACCAAUUUGUAAAACAAAAAGAAUAAGAAAAUCCAUGAUGAUGGAUUUUUCUAGUGUGCGGCGUACUAGUGAGAGCAAUUGCUUGUUUUAGGUUUUAUAUUGUACGAUUAACGGGAAGUACCCAGCAAGUUUUUAUUUUAGUUUGAAUGUAAGCCAACCUUUCUAUUGGAAUGGUUGUAAUGUUUGGUUCUUUAUUUCCUUUUGGUUGUCAGGAAAUAAACCUGUGAUUCUUUACAAGUUUGGCAAUUGGUGUGGGUUUAAAUAAAAUAAAAAAUGGUUGUAUUUUGUUAAAGAUGUAAUCAUUGUUGGAUUCAGUUGAAUAACACAUUUAUUCAUUACCAAA
Papaver somniferum (opium poppy) is the source of this 947-nucleotide messenger RNA. RefSeq names its product protein PLANT CADMIUM RESISTANCE 2-like. NCBI's taxonomy places the organism in Eukaryota, Viridiplantae, Streptophyta, Magnoliopsida, Ranunculales, Papaveraceae. The record is from RefSeq and is a predicted model, not a curated record. Bases 91 to 564 code for a protein of 157 amino acids. The transcript has 4 exons.